AUGUCCGACGAACACGGUGAUGAGCUUGUUACCAAGCCCUUCAAGUUUGUGACUGGUGUCGACUCCCGUUUCCCCAACCAGAACCAGACCAAGCACUGCUGGCAAAACUACGUCGAUUACCACAAGUGCAUCAAUGCCAAGGGCGAGGAGUUCGCGCCUUGCCGCCAGUUCCUUCUGGCCUACAAGUCUCUCUGCCCCUCGAGCUGGUACCAGCGCUGGGAUGAUCAACGAGAGGGUGGCAACUUCCCCGUCAAGUUGGACCAGUAA
Molecule: messenger RNA, 267 nt
Organism: Scedosporium apiospermum
Lineage: Eukaryota; Fungi; Ascomycota; Sordariomycetes; Microascales; Microascaceae
Exons: 4
Coding region: 1-267 (88 amino acids)
Cellular component (GO): mitochondrion; respiratory chain complex IV
Source: RefSeq, a predicted model, not a curated record